Messenger RNA from Coccidioides immitis RS, 1461 nucleotides. RefSeq lists its product as uncharacterized. The coding region runs from base 1 to 1461 and encodes 486 amino acids. NCBI's taxonomy places the organism in Eukaryota, Fungi, Ascomycota, Eurotiomycetes, Onygenales, Onygenaceae. The transcript is spliced from 2 exons. The record is from RefSeq and is a predicted model, not a curated record.
AUGGCGACCGCAAAACAGGUUUAUCUUAUUCCAGACUCCGAUCCCACAUCCACGGCUCCCUCUACAGGAUUGGGCCCUGCCGAUAUUUUCCAUGUUUUCCGAUCCAAGGAUGGCUGGCUUACUGUUGCUGCAAUAGAGCCUCGGGUUUCUGGGGUUCAGAAUAUAUCUGCAGAAUUUUCCUGUGAUAUAGAAAGCUUCCUCUAUGCCGCAGCGGUUGCAGAGUGUACCUCUCCGGACGCCAAGACGGCAUAUUUGCGGAUUAUCAGUGGCCGAGAUCUGGGGGAACGAUUCGAAUCAAUCUGCGAGACUCGAGAUGCGGUGAUAAUUGACCACCUGGAGGCUGUGCUGGAACAGUGGCAGACGAUUAUUAUUUCCCUGGAUGACAUAGAGCGCCAGGCACCCAAAUGGUCUGUGAACUGCCUAUAUGGCAGCUUGCUUUUACAAGAAAAAGCUCUAUAUCUUACCCGCGACAUCAUUCGGGGGAGUAUCGCCGAACAUCCUGAGUGCUGGAGAGCGGUUCUUGACGUUCCUCUGCCUGCGGUCGCUGACUGUGUUGGGAGGAUUCGAAUUUUUCUAACUGACCCAUCAUGGCCCGAGUCUCUCGACGAUAUUCAACGUUCAAUGGAGCCAUUCAAGCUUGUUAGAGAAAGGUGUGAGGAGGAAACGAGAGAGCUUAAAGCGAGGCUUGCACGCCUCGAGGCAAGACGACAUUCUCACGGCGCAAGGCCUAUCUUGACCGAGAGGCCUACUGUGUAUCAGAGCCUGCUUCACUUAUGCUUGAUUCUCUGCAGGUGCGACUAUCCCGUUGUCCGCAGGCUUCGAAAAGAGACGGAUGUGGUUUCCUGGCAGCACAGUGACUGGAAAGAGAGAUGUAGCCAACUCAGCCAUCUCUCGGAUGAUGACUACGAAGGUCUUGCUUGCACUCUGAGCGACUUUGCUCCGUUCGAAAAAAUUGAAUUGACAGGCAAGAGAGUGAAGAAUCAGGUUAUGGCUCUGAUGGCGAAACUCAAGGCGAGUGCGGGUGAGAUAACUCAUGAAACUGGGUCCGCUCCCCGAGCGAGUGAUGAGUUCAGUGUUCAUGCAAACAUCAUGCUACUCUGUGCCCCCAUUGGAAUAUUUGCUAUUGUCCCAGAGCUAGAAGGCGACGUACUUCGCAGAACAGAUCCCGAAGAUCAUGCCGCUGAGCUCAGCCUGUCGCCUCUGUACCAGAACGACGCUAUUACUGCAAAAAGCGCAAAAAGUGAGCUUGCUGGCAUUCUCUUCUGUCUGGAGCCGCAACAUCUUUCCAUCCAAACAGCAAAAGAUGGCCUGUCGGUUGGCUCUCACAGCCUCUCCCCUGGUCGGCAGAGGCUUCUUAAACGGCCUAGCUAUGACAGCAUUGACGAUGCCAACGAGAAACGACAGAGAAGGAGCGAAGAGGCGGUUGAUAGAUGCAGCGAACCUCGAUCUGAGUCUGACUAG